UUAAACUUGACGGUUACAAAAACACGCGCAUUUUUUGUGUUGCUAGACAAUCAUUAUUUUUGACCGAUUUUCAUUAGUUAAAGUAGCUUUUAAGUUAUUUAAGUCUUUAAUUCUUAAACUCAGACGAUAGAAAAUUUAAAGAUGGGUGAAUGGUCAGACGAAGAACCAACAGCUUCAGAGCAAAAUCAGCAAAGCAAUUCAAAUGAUGGAGAAAAUAACUUUUCGCGAGGUCGGGGACGUGGUGGAAGAAGUAGAGGUCGAGGUCGUGGAUCUAGCUUUCCUGAUCGAAAUAAUAAUAACCAAGAAAACAAUUCUGAAGAUUCCAAGAAUGAUAAUCCAGGAUUUAGUGAGAGACGAGGUAGAGGUCGUGGAUUUAGUUUUGGUAAUCGUAGAAAUGAGAAUUCAGAAGAAGGAAAUGAAAAUCAUGGAUCUGGAAAUCGUAGAGGACGUGGUGGAUUUAAUCGCGAGUCUCGUGAAGAUUCUGAUCGCCCAAAUAGACGUAAUAAUGAUGAAAAUGAAGGCGGAGAGAAUAAGGAUGAAAAGAAGCCAGAAAUUUACAUUCCAGAAGAACCUACCGAUGCAGAAACUCUAUUUGCAUCAGCCAUUUCUGCAGGAAUCAACUUUGAUAAUUUUGAUAAAAUUGAUGUUCAAGUAACUGGAAAAGACAACGAAAAGUUCAAGCAGAUUAAUACUUUUGAGGAAGGAAAUUUGCGCGAAUUUCUGAUUGAUAACAUCAAGCGAUCAGGAUACUCGAAACCAACACCAAUUCAAAAACAUUCAAUUCCAAUAAUUAUGGGUAAACGUGAUUUAAUGGGCUGCGCACAAACUGGAUCCGGUAAAACUGCAUCUUUUGUCCUUCCAAUUUUGAAUGUUAUAAUGUCUGAAAAUGACACUUUAAAUCCAAAUAAGCCUCAAUGCUUAAUUGUUGCACCAACCCGUGAAUUGGCUAUUCAAAUACGCGAUGAAGCCAUGAAAUUUGCUUCUGGAUCAUUCAUUAAAGUUUGCUUGGCAUAUGGCGGUGCUGCAACUCGUUAUCAAACUGAAAACAUCACUAAUGGAUGUCACAUUUUAGUCGCUACACCGGGACGGCUUAUUGAUUUCAUCAAUAAAUCAAUUGUCACUUUUGAUGACUUGAAGUUCCUAGUUUUGGAUGAAGCAGAUCGUAUGUUGGAUAUGGGUUUCCGUGAAGUAAUCGAAACAAUUUGCAAUCAUGAAACAAUGAAUAAAGAUAAGUUGACAACUUUGAUGUUUUCUGCAACUUUUCCAGAUGCAAUUCAACUUCUUGCUUCUAAAUUCCUUCGUGACUACUUGUUCCUUACUAUUGGAAUUAUCGGUGGAGCUUCAAAAGAUGUAGAACAGGAAUUUAUUGAAGUUGAACGAAAGGGUAAGCGUCAAUUAUUGACAGAUAUCCUUAAAACUUACUCGGAAUGUGCAGAAGAAGAUCGAAUUCUUGUUUUUGUUGAGACUAAAAAGACUGCAGAUUAUUUGGCAUCAUUCUUGUCAGAAAUGAGCAUGUCUACAACAUCAAUUCAUGGCGAUCGUACACAAAAGGAACGUGAAACAGCUCUAAGAGAAUUUCGUCAAGGAGUUCGAAAGGUUUUGAUAGCAACUGCUGUUGCUGCUCGUGGAUUAGACAUUAAAGGUGUCACUCAUGUCAUCAACUAUGAUUUACCAAAAGAAGUAGAUGAAUAUAUCCAUCGUAUUGGACGAACAGGACGUGUAGGUAAUCGAGGAAAGGCUACAAGCUUCUUUGACAAGUCACAAGAUGAUGCAGUUGUCAGUGAAUUAACACGCAUUUUGAAGCAAGCAAAUCAAGUUGUUCCUGGAUUCUUUAGUGGAGAUUCUGGUGCUUACGGUGAAACUGAUCAAUUUGGUGGCUCCGAUAUUCGUCAACCAGCUACUGCUGUAGGUCAAGAAGAAGAAAGUGAAUGGUGAAAAAUUCAUCAAAAC
Molecule: messenger RNA, 1950 nt
Organism: Chironomus riparius
Lineage: Eukaryota; Metazoa; Arthropoda; Insecta; Diptera; Chironomidae
Source: the annotation of a GenBank genome assembly